Penicillium verrucosum is the source of this 786-nucleotide messenger RNA. RefSeq lists its product as uncharacterized. Bases 1 to 786 code for a protein of 261 amino acids. NCBI's taxonomy places the organism in Eukaryota, Fungi, Ascomycota, Eurotiomycetes, Eurotiales, Aspergillaceae. The transcript is spliced from 3 exons. The record is from RefSeq and is a predicted model, not a curated record.
AUGUCUUCAGACACAACUCCCAAGGAAUCAAGCGACCAUUUGGAGCAGCGCAAGACUCUAAUCCUGCUCGAAGAUGCCAUCGAUGCUCUGAAAGUGCACACACUUGAUGCAUCGCAACUAGAUGAAUUGAACAUCAAGCGACAGCCAAUGGCUCUCAACAAAGACUCAGACAUUAAGCCACGCUUCUUCGCGCCGAAACUCAACCUCCCGCAACCUUCUAAGAAACUAAUUCGCAGAACGAUCGAGCACCUCAAUGACAAGACUGCUUUUACAGACGCAAUGUCUCGAGCAUAUCACUUCGAAAGAGAAUGGAGUUAUUAUGCUAUGUCUAAAACCAAGUUUGUAUGUGAAGAUAGGAUAUGGCGUUCGAUGAGCGUCGGUGAUUACAACCCUUACAAGCAUUUGUAUAAGUAUGACAAGCCAGAUUUCGGCGUGUUCAGGAUCAUGGACAUUCCCGACAAGGAAUCCCCACAUAUGAAAGCAGUCAUAUACCAUGGCUUGGAGGGGGUGGAUAGCACAUUGUGUCGUGGGGAGCUAUUGAUCAUCCUUCGCCUGAUGCUGAGCCAGUUGAGAAAAGUACGGUUACUUCACCAUGAGGUCGCACCGAUCUUGAUUGUCUCGUUUAUGGGCAAGAAUGCGCGUUUGUUGGAGUCCUACUUUGAUGGUGAGAGCCUUGUUCUGCGCUCUUCUGAUCUUUACGAGUUAUCUGAGCAGACAAUCACGUCGAUGGUUUUCAAGGGCUUCGCGGAGUGGUUCCUCGGUGGGCCAGCGGGCAACACGCUCUAG